CCACCUGCCUCGGGCACAGGUACAUUGAUAAUCACUAUAGAGGACGAGAACGACAACGCUCCCUAUGUCUUCCCCUCCAUGGCCCGCGUGUGUGAGGACGCUAAAGACAUGAAUGUGGUGGUAAUCGGGGGACGAGACAAGGACAUUCAUCCUAAUACAGAUCCUUUCAAGAUCGAGCUUGGCAAACAGCCAGGACUGGAGAAAACAUGGAAAAUCUCCAGGAUCAAUGACACCCACUCCCAGAUCAUGUUGCUGCACAGUCUGAAAAAGGCCAAUUACAACCUGCCACUGGUUCUGACUGACUCUGGAAUCCCUCCAAUAUCCAACAACACAGAAAUUAAAGUUCAGGUGUGCACCUGUAAGAAGAACAGAAUGGACUGCAGCCAUGCUGGCUCGAUCCAAACAAACCUCUUGCUACUGCUCGGUCUGGUUCUGCUCUCCAUCCUCUGCUUGUAAAUUCCACUGAUUCUUGUAGUCCUUUUGCAACACUGAAGAAAACCUUCUUCUCUUCUCCACACGCAAACUAGGCUGAGAAGACUUCACCCCCAAAAGACACUUUGCACCCUCCAUUUUUGCUCUCCUCCUUUUCAACAUCAUCUCUCUCUAUCCCCAACCUCACGGCCUCCACCUUUUCACCAGGAACUCUCUCUCUGUCCUCUCCUUCCUUCCCCUGCACUUCCUGUCUUCUCAUAUCUCUGGAAUACAUCACGGAUGGCACCGCCUUGAUGCUCCAACUCUCUCUCUCUCACUGGACAAAGAUAUAUUGGAUGGGGGCAAAGCGAUUGGACAUUUCAAUGUACUUUAGUUUACUCUGGUUAAAGACUACUGUAUUUGAUCUUGUUUACUAAUGUAAGGGAAGGACACAAAGCCUCUUUAGUCUGCAGUGGUUGUGUUUUCUUAGGGCGGGGUGGUAGUCAGAAGCCUUCAGAGUCUAAAAAAAAAAAGCAUCUCUUGCGUCUUUUAUUUUUGUUUUUUGUUCAAUUGCAUUAGUUGUUAUGGAGUGGAACACAAUAUAUCUUUAUAGUAAUGUGUGAGAUGGUGGGGGGAAAUGUACACUAUAUAUAUUUUAUUUUUUACCAAUGUACAAAUAUAUGAAUUAACUUAUGUACUUUGAUCGCUUAUUCUUUAAUGACCCCUCACGAGAAAAAAGAAAAGAACUGUAUGUUUUUGCUAAAUUUUAGGGACUAUUUCUAAUGCCAUUGAUGUUUUUUCCUCUUUUUUCAUGUACGAGAUCGUGUUUAGAGUGCGGUUCUUGAGUCUGGAGAGCGAUUUGCAGACAGAGAGCAAAUCUGUCUUGUGAUUCUUGAUUCUGAUGGUAUGGCAUUUAUUUUAUUUUUCUCUCUCUCCCCUUGGGUCAAGUCAAAGAGGCCAGGGAAAGCUGUUGAUUCAGUGUUUUUUCUUUUUUGCGCUUGUGAGAAGACAACAAAAAAGAGAGACAGAAAAAGAUAA
This is a messenger RNA of Sinocyclocheilus grahami, 1449 nucleotides long. RefSeq names its product cadherin-13-like. The record is from RefSeq and is a predicted model, not a curated record. Gene Ontology annotation, cellular component: adherens junction; membrane; catenin complex. The transcript is spliced from 3 exons. Bases 79 to 456 code for a protein of 125 amino acids. Lineage: Eukaryota; Metazoa; Chordata; Actinopteri; Cypriniformes; Cyprinidae. Gene Ontology annotation, molecular function: calcium ion binding; cadherin binding; beta-catenin binding. Gene Ontology annotation, biological process: cell migration; cell morphogenesis; multicellular organism development.